Gavialis gangeticus (Gharial) is the source of this 1412-nucleotide messenger RNA. It is a transcript of the gene RAB20, whose product is annotated as RAB20, member RAS oncogene family. Lineage: Eukaryota; Metazoa; Chordata; Crocodylia; Gavialidae. The transcript has 2 exons. Gene Ontology annotation, molecular function: GTP binding; GTPase activity. The record is from RefSeq and is a predicted model, not a curated record. Bases 110 to 814 code for a protein of 234 amino acids. Gene Ontology annotation, biological process: intracellular protein transport. Gene Ontology annotation, cellular component: endomembrane system.
CCUCCCGCGGCCGCGGCGGCGCAGCCCGGCGUCUGCAAACUUGCAGCGCCCGCGGGGCACGGGCGAUGGCAGCGCGGGGCUGAGCAGCUCUGCUCGGGGGCAGCGCAGCAUGAAGAAGCCGGACGGGAAGGUGGUGUUGCUGGGGGACAUGAACGUGGGCAAGACGUCGCUGCUGCACCGCUACAUGGAGCGGCGCUUCCAGGACACGCUCAGCACCGUUGGCGGCGCCUUCUACCUCAAGCAGUGGGGGCCCUACCACAUCUCCGUCUGGGACACCGCAGGAAGGGAGCAGUUUCAUGGCCUUGGCUCUAUGUACUGCAGAGGUGCAGCUGCUGUGAUUCUUACAUACGAUGUAAAUAACCUGCAAAGCCUGAUAGAACUGGAAGACAGAUUCUUAGCACUGACUGACAGCGCUAGUGCUGACUGUAUCUUUGCUAUUGUUGGAAACAAAGUGGACCUCACCGACGAAUGUGCCUUACAACCAGAAGCAGAAGAUGAAAAUAGAUCUGAAAAGCCCAUCACCAGCUGCAUCUCUACCAAGGUGCAAAAACAAGUCCACAUGGAUGAUGCUAUUGCACUCUAUAAAAAGAUAUUGAAAUACAGAAUGUUGGAUGAAAAGGAUGUUCCAGCAGCUGAGAAAAUGUGCUUUGAGACUAGUGCAAAAACAGGAUACAAGGUAGACUUCCUCUUUGAAACCAUAUUUGAGUUGGUUGUGCCAAUUAUUCUACGGCAGAAGGCUGAGGGGCCACCACAAACUGUAGACAUAACUAAUUACAAGCCAGCAAAAAGGACAAGAUCUGGUUGUUGCGCGUGAGCCCAUGGAGAAUGGUGGGGGGGUUGUCAUCCUGUUACACAAUUAAGAAGAUAAUUAAAUCUGAGCUGCUUGCAGUUCAGCAGAGGAAAACUAGAGGAAUAAGUUUUCUAGAGUGAUUGUUUGUGGAACAACAAAUUUAAAGGUCAAAAAGUUUUUUUGGAAAAUUCAGCUUUUUAUGGAAAUGAAAAUCUAAGUAGAAGUUAUGGAAAAGUAGUUGUAAAUUUUACAGGGCUUUGUAUGGAGGAGAGUAUUUGUGAAGAAUGUACAGAAGUGGGAAUCUAUGCAGUGGUAUAGUUUCCAUGGAAGGUUAGUAUUGACAAUUGUUUAAACAGUCUCAAAGAUAUCCUGCUUGACUACUUAAAUGGGGAGAAAAAUUGUAUUAAAUGGCCAUGGUGAUUUGUAUUGAAUGCAAUUUUCACAUGAUUUUGUCAUAUAUUUCCUUGUAACUCUGACUCGGGAAUAUUUAGGUACUUGAUACUUUCUGUGCUUUACCAAUUUCAGUUAUAUGUAGCAGAUCAAACAAUUUCAAAUUCCUUCUGUCAGACACAACAAUGUAAGAUGUAUAUUCUGUACAUUAAAGUUACUAUGGAAUGGACAA